Messenger RNA from Peronospora matthiolae, 1209 nucleotides. Lineage: Eukaryota; Oomycota; Peronosporomycetes; Peronosporales; Peronosporaceae. The record is from the annotation of a GenBank genome assembly.
AUGUGGCACUCCACUCUCGUUCACCUUCUUCUCUUUGCGUGCGUCGGUUCGGUCCACAGCCACCCGCUCGCUUCGUUGAGCGAUAGUGCUGGUUCCUCAAAGCCUGGCCAAAACCUUGUUGAUCUUUACAACGUUUGCCCCGUGCUCGUGAAGUUUACCGAGGAACAGGAACUCCUCUCCGAAAGGGAGUUGAAUGCUAAAGCCGCCGAUGCAGCAAUGACGGCGUACCUCUUGAGUCACCCGAAAAAGACACUCUGGGACUAUUUCCGAAUCGAGUGGGAUCAGAAGAGCGCGAUGUUCAAGAACUUGCCGUUGUCAGAGAAAGUCAAGAAAGUACUCAAGGACUCGGUGGACUUCGUGUCGGACACCACCAUUCUGGUCGUGCAGAUGAUUGCAGACGCGGUCGAGUGGAUCAUUCACACUCUUCAUCACCCUCGUGUCGGCAUGCGCCAAGUCUCCGAGUUUUUCCACAAGUUUGGCCAGAACGUCAUGACCAUGCACGGGUUAUUGAUGAAAGAGCCGAAACGCACGUUCAAAAACGUUGUUGGCGGCACAUUCCUGUUCAUUCGGCACCACCCAUCCGAAUUCACUUCAAAUGCCAUUGUACUACUGGGUUCUGGAUUCGCCUCAAUGCAUGGGCUGCUGAUGGGUGUUUACGCUGUCUUUGGAAGUUUUGGUGUCAUCGUCUCCAAUGUGCUGAUGGGGAUGAUGCUCUUCAUGCACAUGAUCGAUAUUCCGGUCCUGCUCAUCACUCCGUUCAUCUCCUCGUUCGCGAAAACGGCUCAAAUCCUGUCUGGGAAAAUGAAUAAUGCUACGUCAAAUAGCACGGGGCUGAGCUUCAAUACCGUCCAGCCUACCGAUGCGUGCUUGAUUCCCGUGCAAUAUCGUCCAACAUUUUCGCCGCGUGACAUGUGUCUAGGCACGUCCCCGGAAGUUCGAAUGCUGCUCUUCGGUACGGCAAAGCGAUCCAUAGACAUGGAUGAUAACGAACGCGUCUACGCCUUCAACCACUUUCAUGACUUUGUGUGCUGCUACCUCACGGACCAGGAGUUUGAGGUGAAUGUUCCAAACGCCACUGCCAUCGAUUUUGAAGCGACGCUUGUCCCUAUGCCAGUGAAGAUGACCGAUUGCGACAAGCUUCUCGGUGUUCACAACGCUAAAACGGCGUGGCGGGCCGCUCCUCGGUCUGACAAUGGGGAGGAACUGUGA